AUGUUUGGGCCCCUGACCUGGGGUUGGAAGAACUUCCUGCCCAGUGCAACUCUGCUCUCCAUGAGAAGCACCAGCAGUGUGGCCAAUAGUAGUCUCAAACUGGUCAACAAAGUCGCAGUGGUCACAGGAUCCACAAAUGGGAUUGGCUUCAGUAUUGCCAGGCGUCUGGCCCAGGAUGGGGCACACGUAAUCAUCAGCAGCCGGAAGCAGCAAAAUGUGGACAAGGCUGUGGACACACUACAGAGGGAAGGACUGAGUGUGGUGGGCACUGUGUGUCAUGUGGGGAAAGCUGAAGACCGGGAGCGACUGGUAGCCACGGCCCUGAAACACUGUGGGGGUGUGGACUUCCUGGUGUGCACAGCAGGGGUCAACCCCUUUGUUGGAAGUACCUUGGGGAGCAGUGAGCAGGUCUGGGACAAGAUCCUGAGUGUGAAUGUGAAGGCCCCAGCCCUGCUGCUGAGCCAGUUGCUGCCCCACAUGGAGAACAGGGGACAAGGUUCUGUGGUCCUGGUCUCCUCAGUUGCAGCUUAUCUUCCACAUGCUAAGCUGGGGGCCUACAAUGCCAGUAAAACAGCCCUGCUGGGCCUCACCAAGACUCUGGCAGUGGAGCUUGCACCGAAAAACAUUCGGGUAAACUGCCUAGUACCAGGAUUUAUCAAAACAGACUUCAGUCAAGUGGUAAGUACAGAGAAGAGCUUCUUCAAGUACUCCUGGGAAAGUGUCACCAGCUUCACCCAUCUCCUCUCUCCAUGCAGAGUGGGGAAACCUGAGGAAUGUGCAGGACUGGUGUCCUUCCUGUGCUCCCCAGAUGCCAGCUACAUCACCGGCGAGAACAUUGUGAUAGCCGGUUUUUCCCCCCACCUCUGA
This is a messenger RNA of Marmota flaviventris (yellow-bellied marmot), 867 nucleotides long. NCBI's taxonomy places the organism in Eukaryota, Metazoa, Chordata, Mammalia, Rodentia, Sciuridae. The record is from RefSeq and is a predicted model, not a curated record.